GUACCUGCUCUAUGCUCUCAUCCCUACUCAUAUAUCCAUCUGCUUGCUGCUCGCACUUGAUGUCGAGAUCGAGUAGACUCAUAGCCCAUAUUGUAGAGUCUGCGGACCACCAGCUCAUCGAUCAUAAUCUUGCACAAUGGCGGACAUGGAAGUCGACGAGCCUAUCGUUGAACGAGACGAGGAAGAUGUCGAGGGCGACGAGGGCGACGAGGUCGAGGGUCUCGACGUCGGUGAGGCCGAUGAUGCCGUCAAGUUCGUGGAGGACGAGGAGUUCAAUUCCCGGACUGUCGAUGCCGAUGUGGCUUGGUUACUCAAAAUACCCAAUGACCUGUAUGAGCGACUAGCUCCUAUCAAGGUUACCGAUGAAGCCAAAGAGGUCGCUAAACUGCGGUAUUACUCAGACGGUACUUUCGCCUUCAUCCUGCCCAACGAGGAAGCACGCGAACAACCCGUAGCCUCAUCCAGCAAAAAUCCUGCUUCUCAGACCGCUUCGGGCACCGAACAGGAGGAAAAGGAGAUUACAUACGAUUUUAGGGAGAAUGUCAUCCCCGCCAAGUCGUCCAAAUGGAUGUACUACGAGGACGAGCGGAAACAUCGGUACAGCGGCCGAACGACCGAGCGCGCUCGACCUCGGCUCGUAAGUAAAGUCGGCAGGGAGUUCACUCUGGCUAGGAAGAUGAGCGCAGCGGCAUCGACGAGAGCAUUGAAGGAGGCCAACCUGAGAGAGCUGCAGAAGAAGAAGCGAACACAGUUGAUCGGUGAUACGAAUCUGACCAAAGCUCAGCAAAACAUCCUGGCAGGAGGAGGGCAACUCGAAAGCGGAAUUAUGCGUAAAGCAACGGAGAAGAAGCUGGAAAAGAAACCGGUCAAAGAAAGGGCUUACCGUAUCCUGGCUCAGAACCUGCAAGACAUCUUGUACGAAGAGUUCAAUCGGUACAAGUACUGGAAGAUGAACACCCUGCAGGAGCGAUUGCAACAGCCUACUUCGUGGAUCAGGCAGAACCUCAAAGCUAUCGCUGUGCGAGAAGAGACGGGGCCUUACCAGAACUACUGGAGGCUGCAAGACAAAUUCAGCGCUGCGCAGGGAGAAGCAGAAGAUGUCGGCGGGGCACCCGAGAACCAGGAUUAUUCGGAUGCAGCCCUCAUGGCGAUCAAAAACGAGCAGGUCGACGAAGCCGACGGAGAUGGCGACAUGGACGAAGAGGACGAAGAUCGGAAACCCAUCAUCGGGCAGGAUGGGCAGGCGCGGUCCGCAUCCCAGAUCGACAUCGCAGAGUUGAGCGAUGCGGAAGAUGACGGCGAUGAGGAUAGUGAUAUGGAAGAGGUAGAUACGUGAUCGGCUAUAGCGAUUGGUGGCU
Filobasidium floriforme is the source of this 1358-nucleotide messenger RNA. RefSeq names its product transcription initiation factor IIF, beta subunit-domain-containing protein. The transcript is spliced from 7 exons. NCBI's taxonomy places the organism in Eukaryota, Fungi, Basidiomycota, Tremellomycetes, Filobasidiales, Filobasidiaceae. Gene Ontology annotation, cellular component: transcription factor TFIIF complex. The coding region runs from base 137 to 1336 and encodes 399 amino acids. The record is from RefSeq and is a predicted model, not a curated record. Gene Ontology annotation, biological process: transcription initiation at RNA polymerase II promoter; transcription by RNA polymerase II.